UUUUUGUUGUAAUGAAUUAUAGAUAACUUACUUCUGUACUUGUUGUAAAUAUCGCAAACAUCACAUACUUGUUUAGUUAUUUUGUGAAAUGAUUUAUCUCUGAAAUCUCUUAAACAACAAAAUGCCGAGGAGGAAAGCUCUUAAAGUUGUUGUAGAAGUAGAGUUUCAUGCGGUCACAUGUCCAGGAGUAUUUCUUCCUGCCAGAGAAGAGGUUUUCUUAAAUGUUGAAAUAUUUGGUCAAUUAAAAAGAACUCAAUAUCAUCCACCCGUUUUUCCUUUUUUAUUUCAUGAGAGAAUACGAUUCGAGAAAGUGUUUUGCCAAGCUACUGAUCCUAUUCAAGUUGCUCAAGAAUUAUGCUCUGAAUCUGUUAAUAUGGAACUGAUUCAACUUAGUUAUCCAGGUGGAGAACUUCUUGGAACAUACACAGAUAAUGCAAGAGAUUUUUUAUUUCCAACCCCCAAAGUUAGUCCAACCUAUCCUGGUGUAGAUAGAGAAGUUUUAUUUCAAAGAACUGCCUCAUUUCCAGGGAUUGCACCAAAACUUGAAUUUUCAUCACGAACAAUAAUAAAAGAGGUGACAUCAUCUGGUAAAUCUUUGGGAGACAAAAAACGAAAAGAACGUCAUUUAUCAGCACCUCAGCCACUUCUUGCAAACGGUGGCACAAUACCGACACAUAAGACAAAAACGAGUAGUGGUAUCCGCACUAAAACUUCACCUCAGAAACAGAGAAGUCCUGUUAAAAAAGGCAAAACGAAAAAAAACAAUUCAACAGAAAUUGGAAGAGGAAGAACAAAUCAACGAUCAAAGAGUGCCAACCGAGCAACAACAAUGUGGGGUUAUGAACAACCAACUAUUGCAUCCCGUGCUCGAUCUCCAUCACCAUAUACAAGAAGAAGAAUGGCAGAGUUGUCAAUCAACGAUCCAUUUGAAUCCGCAACCCGUGCAAAACCAUUCAAGACUGAGGUUGAUAGUAGACCAGAAUUCGUUGUUCGAAAGGUGCCAGAAGAUGCAUUAUCGUUAGAGCGAACUCCACCACCUCCAAGAUCACCGUCAUGUGAACGUAGGACACCCCAGUCGCGGAGUUAUACACCGACUAGAAAAUUGAAUUUAUCUCCGAGACAAAAUGGUAUGACAUCUCCUAGAAAUGGAUAUGGUAUUCAACUCAGUAACAGCAGUGAUGAUACCGACAGCAUAUCAUCAGAGUAUUCAGAUAUAGCAAGAUCGAAUUAUGUGGAGAGUUAUAGAACAGGAUACUUAGAAAAACCAAAGCCAUACAGACCAUGGCAGAGAUCUCCUAGUCCUUUUCAUUCAUAUACGCGAUACUUAUCUACAAAGCAGGACGCUCGCUUUCCAGAAGGCAGAUGUGAGGCAUUUAUCCCUAUCGGAGUACAUAGUCCGAGAACUAGAAGACAAUCAACUCCAAGGACAUCGCGUUUUAGUGAAGCUAGUCCUAUAACAUGCAGCGACUGUCCUUCUCCCUCUAAACCUAGAUUAAAGUCAUGUUUAGUGUCUCGGAGUGCACCGCCAACAACUAGAUCAUUUUCUAAGUAUAGUUCUGCUCGUGAACGCCGUAGAACGGCAGAAAGAAUCACUACAUGUCUUGAGGAUCUUCUCAGUGAAGUAAGAAGAUCUGAUAAAGGAAAGGAUAGCUUCGAUAAUUAUAAACAUAAUACGAGGAAGAAAUCAGGACUAGUCAGAUUUAAAGAUGGUUCUGGCAGUGACCUACACACUUCAAUGAGAUGUGGUCGAGGAACCCCUACUGGCAGUAGAUUGUCAUCGGCUCGUUCUAAUCCUUCACCCCAAGAACCAAGGUUUUCACUUGCUGAUCUAUGUACAGCCCCUACAUCAACUUAUGGAAGAGAGUCUUCAACGGUAACUCCAAGUUCAAUAUUACAUCGCACACCUCUUGAACAAAGAAUGAGAGGACAUUCUUCUCCUUAUGAAAAAAUCAGAGAUAGAGUUCGAGCUUUAUUGUCUUCACCAAGAGCGACACAAAUAGCAGAAAAUGCAAUGCAAGAAGGUCAAGAAAGAUAUCGACAAAGAAUGAGUAGAAGUAGGAGUCCAUCACCACCAAGAGUGUCAGUUCGUCUCAAUGAUAACGAAUACUGGAAUGAAAUGGCAUCAGUGUUUACCGGAAGAUCACAUCGUGCAGUUUUUGAAAAUAACUUGGAUAAAAUUUACGAUGACAUUUAUACUAAUCUAAAGAACAGCAAAUGAAAAGCUUGCUGACAGGCUAUUUUAGCAAUUAUAUUGUAAACGUAUUCACAAGUUUGUUUAUUUUACGAAAAUAUGCCAUCUCUGCAAGUACAGAUAUACUGCGAGACUCAUAUUAUAUUUCUAGUGGUUUGAUCAUUUCCAUCUAGCAUUCCAUGAUUCAAAUGUGUUUCAAAGAGAGAAGAAGUAUAAUCAGUACAUUUAGGAUUGAAAUAAAAUUAACAAUAUUCAAAAAAGGUAUAUCUUUAAGAACCCACGACAGUAUUUUAGUGGGGUAUGCUCAUUACUUUUGCAGUUAAAUCAUGAUUUAUGUCUGAUGUUACUUUCAUUUGUGAUGAAAAAUAGAGUAGUUGGGAAUGUGUCGAAUAGAAAUAAAUGGCAAGUUAGAAGUUUUGGUUUUCAAAGACAUAUUCAUGUGUAUUUGUUUAGAUUGACUGCCUAAGACUUAGCAGCUUUAGGUUACCCAAGUAAAGUGCUUCAUUUGCAAAACAACUCUGAUCUUUAUAAUUAUUUUUCAUUAGUCUUUGACUAGGACUUUUGAAUAGCCUCCCAAUUCAUUUAAUCCAUUUCAUGAUUUUUAUAGUAUCCGAAUGCAGUUAUCAAUAACAUCAUCAAAUUAUUCCGCUCGACAUAGAUGAGCACCAUUUUAAUUGAGGUGAAACUAAAGAUCGUCAAUAUCUUGUUCCACUCAGAAUUUACCUGUCAGUCCUAGAAAAUGUCCAAUUUAUCCUAAAUAGCUUACUCAAUUUUAUUUAUCUUUUGUUAAACAUUCAGCUUUUCUCAUUCGAUUCAUUUAUCAUUUUAUCUUAUGCUUGUAGUAACACUGAUAUACGGUAGGUAUUCAAUUACCUUAAAUUUUUUUUAUUCUGUGGAAAUUUUUUUCAAAAUUAGACAAUUUUAUAACAGUAACAUCUUACACUGUGCCCAAAACUAGACCGAAUUAUUCUAUAUUUGUAUAAUUGUUGUGUGUAUUGUAAUUUUGUACAAAGUCAACGAAACUAAAUUCAAUGUUAGCUCUUGCUUUUAUAUCAGCGAUGGCAAAACAAAAUAAUCAAUCUACUGGUAGUACACAAACAAUAUUUCUAAAUUCUGAUGGGGGGAAGUUGAAAUAGCCAGUGAUUUGAUUGAUUGAUUUGAUAUUUAACAGGUUCCAGAAAUCAAAUGAAGGCUUUUUCUUCAUGCUGCAAUGAAAAUCUUUCCGAUAUAACUCUCAAUUAAUAUAAAUCUAAAUUAUUCAAGGAAUCAAGAAUUUGAAAAGAAUUGAAUGGUAUUAAUUUCAAGUCAAUUCAAAUGUUUAAUUGGGCAUGUCUGCACAAUUAUGUUUCGUACCAUUUUCACAGAUAUGGGGUCUUAGAUGAGUGGUGUAACGGUUGUUGGUCAUGGUGACAAUUCUUAUAUGUGAUUACUGUUAUUUAUCUUAAGUUGUAGUUUUAGUUAGAGUCGUAUGAAAUCCAAAUCAAAUGCUUAAAUUUGCUGCCAAGAAGUGAGUUCAAAAGUUAAAAUUUCAGAAUAUUUUUCAAAUAUUGAGAAUUCACUUUUUCUUGAAAAAAUACCAACAUAUGUUAUGUUGAUGCUACCCUGGAAUCCUAAAAAAAAAAAUCUUACUCAAAAAAUGACUCCAGCUUCGACUUCUGACUCACAUUUAUAAAACUUUAGGACUCGGGCUCCUGUCUCCAUGUUCAAAAAUAUAAUUUCAUCCCUUGACUAUGAAAAAACAGAUUGCAAUCUCAUAGGUUUUUACUUUACUAUGGCUCUUACAAAUGUGAUUACAGAUGGGAUUUAAUUAACUAGUCUUAAACCAGAGCGAAUAAAAUUUGUAAUUAUUUUGUAACUAAUGUAACUAUUUUGUAAUUAGUGUCUCACCAACAGUAAUUGCCUUUGCUUAUUUUGUUGGAGUGCUUGCUAUUAGAGUAAUUGUAGGAUGUUUUUGUCAUUUGUUAUUAUUUUAAAAAAUGGUUUAUAUUUUUGUGUUAUUUUAUAACUUCAUAGAUUUAUCAAUGUUUUAUACUUAUGGCUGUCAGUCAUUGUCAUUCGUAUGUACAAAGUCUUAGAUUUGAAUAUUUUUUAUGUUUCAAAUAAGGUUGGAUUUUAUCUAGUUUUUUACUCAUAAAGUGAUAAUCAAUUUACCAAACGAUUUAUCGACUCAUAUUUGAUAACCAGCUUCUGAUUAUGGAUAAUUCGAGCAAGCCGUUUCAAUGUCCAUUUUAAUAAAUAAUUAACUCAAAAUUCAUUUUUGUAACCAGCAAAUUUAGUACAUCUAUACGUAAUAAAUGGUGAAGGACUGAAAGCAGAGCUGAUAGUUGAUAAUCAUAUCUAAUUUUUACACAUUGUAUAAAAAAUAGUUUAUUCACAACUCCUAUUAUGGAGUAUAUUGAAGUACGUACUAACAAAAAAUUUUACUAUAAUGCAAGUUGAUAACCAUAAAAAAAUACUACCUGUUGAAUGCGUAUGAGAAGAAAAAAUGCUAGUCAACCUUUUUCAAGUAUUGACUAUCACCUCAUUCAGGGUGUAUUGAAUUCGGUAGGCAUGUCAAGGCAGAAAAAUUCUCCUUUCCAAAGUUGCUAUCUCCCUUUCAUUACAAUGGAUCUUGUUAGGAGUCCUGGAAAAGUGUCGCAUAAAAA
Styela clava is the source of this 4836-nucleotide messenger RNA. RefSeq names its product spermatogenesis-associated protein 6-like. Gene Ontology annotation, cellular component: sperm head-tail coupling apparatus. Gene Ontology annotation, molecular function: myosin light chain binding. NCBI's taxonomy places the organism in Eukaryota, Metazoa, Chordata, Ascidiacea, Stolidobranchia, Styelidae. Gene Ontology annotation, biological process: spermatogenesis. The record is from RefSeq and is a predicted model, not a curated record.